Molecule: messenger RNA, 204 nt
Organism: Geodia barretti
Lineage: Eukaryota; Metazoa; Porifera; Demospongiae; Tetractinellida; Geodiidae
Source: the annotation of a GenBank genome assembly
AUGAAAGCAGAAAUCCAUCCCCAGUACUUCAAGGCCACCGUCACCUGCUCCUGCGGGAACGUCUUCGAUACCGGCGCCACCAAACCGGCGCUCCGGGUCGAGAUUUGCGGCAAGUGCCACCCCUUCUAUACGGGUGAGCAGCGCAUCGUCGACACGCAGGGCCGAAUCGAGCGUUUUAGCCGGCGCUUCAACCUUGACGGUUAG